CAUGGGCUCCCCGCGCAGGGCGCUGUCCGUGGUGCUGACCGUUCUGCAGCUUCUCACGCUGCCCGAGCUGCCCGUCUGGGCGCAGAACGACACCGAGCCCAUUGUACUGGAGGGCAAGUGUCUAGUGGUGUGCGACUCGAAUCCGGCUACGGACUCCAAGGGCUCCUCUUCCUCUCCCCUGGGAAUAUCGGUCCGGGCGGCCAACUCGAAGGUGGCCUUUUCGGCAGUGAGGAGCACCAACCACGAGCCAUCCGAGAUGAGCAACAAGACGCGUAUCAUUUACUUCGAUCAGAUCCUAGUUAACGUGGGUAAUUUCUUCACAUUAGAGUCUGUCUUUGUAGCACCACGGAAAGGAAUCUACAGUUUCAGUUUUCAUGUAAUUAAAGUCUACCAGAGCCAAACAAUCCAGGUUAACUUGAUGUUAAAUGGAAAACCAGUAAUAUCUGCAUUUGCUGGGGACAAAGAUGUCACACGUGAAGCCGCCACAAAUGGAGUCCUGCUCUACCUGGACAAAGAGGAUAAGGUGUACCUAAAACUUGAGAAGGGUAACUUGGUUGGAGGCUGGCAGUAUUCCACCUUCUCCGGUUUUCUGGUGUUCCCCCUAUAGAAAUUGAUUUCUCCGCGGCGUUUAUCCAGGUGAGGGGCAGCCUACCCCGAGUUACUG
This is a messenger RNA of Octodon degus (degu), 664 nucleotides long. RefSeq names its product cerebellin 4 precursor (gene Cbln4). The transcript is spliced from 3 exons. The record is from RefSeq and is a predicted model, not a curated record. Bases 2 to 607 code for a protein of 201 amino acids. Gene Ontology annotation, molecular function: protein binding. Lineage: Eukaryota; Metazoa; Chordata; Mammalia; Rodentia; Octodontidae.